UGUCCCCCUUUGCAAGCAUCAAGCCAGGAAAAGACUUCUGCUUUCACCGCCCUCUGCGUCCCGCUGGAGAGAGGAGGAGCCCGCCUUACGAAAGGCAGGAUGUUCUCGCCAAUGUCGUCAGGCCACGACGACUGGUCGCAGCACGACGACCCUCCGCGGACGGCCGCGGCGGGUGGGCCACUAUCAGCGACAGACGGCAUAGCGACAAGGACGCCAGGUGGCAGCGGCAGCGGUGGUGGUGUUGUUGGGAUCGGGCGAAAGACGGCCAAGCGGGACGUAUUUACAGGCGCAGCAGGGGUGGGAGGAGGAGCAGGAAGCAAGGGCAAGUCGGCCGUGGGAUCGAGUCGACUGACCCGUGCCUGGAAGGGCAAGUUGGCGCCGGGCGCGGGUGCUGGUGCAGCCGCAAAGGGUGGGGAGCUGUCGUCGUUGGGUAGCAUCCUUCGCAGACAGCACGGCCACGGCCAAGCCUCGGCAGCGACAGCAUCAACAGCAGGGCCUUCGUCGAGAAAGUACGGCGCUGGGCUGCCGGGGACAACGAGAGGACCUCAUCGAGGGGGUUUCGGAGCGCUAAGAGGAAUUGGUGGAAGUGCGGCCACCUCAAAGGGCAAUGGCAAGGCGAAAGCGCUGCUCGGUGGCACACCCGACCUCACCGCUGGCCCUCUAAGCUCCGGUUCGCCGUGGCUCGAUGACGAGUCGGAGCCUCUUCUCCCGGCCAGAGUACCUAGACCUAGAAAGGACAGAAUCGGAAGCAGCAGCACGACGUCCCUCUUUGGUGGCGCAGGUUCUUCAUCGUCGACGGCCCUACCUCGAUGGAGAGAGGCGUUCAGACCUAGCGCAGAGACGGUUGAUGCCUGGCUCGAUAGCUGGAUAAAGCGUUGGACGGUGCUCGCAAUAGUGCCGAGUCUGAUAGUGUGGAUCUGGUGCGCCAUGCCAUUCCCGAAAGGCAGCCGAAGGGAGCAUGAUAACGGAAGCGAAGCAAAUGCCCACUUCUGGUUCUUUCUCAUCUUCUACUAUGGUCUCUACUGCGCCAUAGGCCUCAUCUACAUCACCCAGCUCUUUUCUCUCUACCGCCUCAACUGGUGGCCCGCAGCUCUUGGCGCCAGGAAGUCGUACUUGGCCUUCUGGCUUCUUUCAAUCUUUACGGGUUACGCAAUGCAUCGUCUCGGCCUCGACUCGCUCCCCUCUGUGGGCGAUUGGUUCGCGUUCAUACAGUCGGACUCCGCCGGAGAAGUUGACAGGGACGACGACAAUGAGAUUGAGUGGCAGAGGAAGACGCCCUGGGUCGGGCUGGCUUUCGCGACGAUGGCGAUGCCCGCGCUCGUGUGCUUUGCUGGACUUCGGAGGAGCGGCAGGCAGACGUAUAGGCAUAGCUUGACGGACACGCAAAAGACCUUCUUGGACCGACAGCUGGCCGUUCGCAUCCCGGCUUCCUACAUUCGCUUCCUAUGGUUCAUGGCGACAAUCGGGAUCGCCUUGGUCGCGCUCCUCGUCGGCCAGGGUUAUGCCAGCGUCUAUCUUUCGACGUUGCCUCACACUGGCCUUGACGGUACAGCCUAUGUGGCCUUCUGGACCGUCAAUGUCAAUGUCCUGAUGCUCCUCAGUCACUGGAUUCUCGAGGAAAAGGUGCGCUCGAGGGCUCUUUUGUUCGUAGUAAAGUAUUACUACUUCCUCGUCUAUUUCAUCUUCUAUCGAAACCUCUUUGCUCGUCUGCGCAGCUUCGACCAGUUCGCUCUCAUCCAGCUGCUCAGCUCCUUCUGGGUGUGCAUUUGGUAUCCAUUCAGCAUGACACGGUUCUGUCACGCUAUCACACAGUACUUCAACCCUCAACCAAAGUCCUAUGAGGAGUAUGUCGAGAGCGUAGGCCUAUCCUUCUAUCUGCGUAACCUGGCUCAGAACACGACGAUGCUGGCCUUCCUCGGUUGGGUCUCAAUUCUGCACUUCGGUCCAAAUCACAACAUGUACCCAUUCUUCGCCUUUGACGACCAAAGAGAUCCGUACAACUACAAGCUGACGAUGCUAGGUUCGCUCGCCAUCUGGGCUUCUGAGCUCGUCUCUUCAUUCUUCGCGCGCCAGAUCUGCCUUGUCGCUCUCGACGUCGAUGUGACAAAUCUUGGCCUUGACGAGAUGCGCGCCUACCCGGAACUCAUGACGAGCGUCAUGUGGACUAGCGUCAGAGUCCUCAUGGACAUGCUCCUCUUUCUCAUUAGACUCGACUUCUAGAUGUUUUCACCUCUUCAUCAUUCCCAAGGAUACCGUUUCACGCAAUCUUCUCCCCCUUUCUUCCCUUCGAUACCUUGCUCUUCACGACCAAAUUCUCUCAGAGAAGGAGAGAACACGAAUUGCCUACGAAUGAGAUACGAUACUCCGUC
Messenger RNA from Acaromyces ingoldii, 2369 nucleotides. RefSeq lists its product as hypothetical. Lineage: Eukaryota; Fungi; Basidiomycota; Exobasidiomycetes; Exobasidiales; Cryptobasidiaceae. Bases 100 to 2220 code for a protein of 706 amino acids. The record is from RefSeq and is a predicted model, not a curated record. The transcript is spliced from 10 exons.